AAUGUUCGUGACGAUAUUUCUUUUUUAGACUGGCAUUCUGAUUCGAAUUUUCGCCUUACACAGUUCGCUAUACACGUUUUAUUUUUCUGUUUCGAUUUAGUGUGUGUUAUUUCAGUUUAGUUUGAUGUAUAUAGUAAGUGUAUACAGUUUUAUAAUUACUUAAAUUGAAGUUAUAGAAAAACUUUUCGAUUCUGGUCAAGGGAUGCAAACAAGCUCCUAUUUUCACAAGGAAACAUCUAUGAUGACGGUUUUUGGUGAUUCGAACGAAUAAAACUACAUGAAUUUUAUAUAUAACGUACAUGUGCAUAUCCAUACACAUACGUUCAUUAUACGCGACAUCAUUUUCAUUGUGUCAUCGGUAAUGUAGGGAGUAAUAUGAAAAUAGUAAAAUAUUUCUGUUGAAAUCGCCAAAAACAAUUCUCACAGAUGAUUCCUUCCUUGCAAAAUUUGAUAUGAUUUAGGGAAAUUUUAGUUUUCUGAAGAAAGUCCAAAUUGAUAAUGAAUUGGUAAAGUCAAAACAUUCCGGAGUUAAAAUCAAUAUUUAUUGAAUUUUCACCGAAAUGGAACAAGUGGCGCCAUCUUUCCGGCGAACACAGUGAACUACACGUAUUUGAAACUGUUCAAUUCAACUAAUAUAGUUGGAACAUUGUUUCCAUAGAAACUAAAUAUGUCAGAAUUUAUACACAAUAACAACGCUGUGUACAUGAUAAUAAUUGAAAACUAUUUUUCAUAACUUAUAACAAAUGAUUUUGAUGCGAUACAUAACCCAACGAGAUUUGAGAAAAAUUGUUUUCAGUGUUGUAUGGUGGAUUACGUUUGAAAUAAAUUUGAUUUAAAAAAUGUCGGUAGAUCACAAUGAAAAGUAUAUCUUUGAAGCUGAAUGGUAUGAUAAAAUAGCUACCGUUCUAAAGAAAUUUUAUUUAUAUUAUUAUCCAUAUGACAACACAGUAGAGUUGUUUGAUAUUAAGGCCAGAAAAACAUUUUUAAGAAGAACAAAAUGCGAAGGAAUACAAGCAAAGGAUUUUUAUGUAGGAGCUACUGUAACAAUAUUUUCACGAAAUAUAAGCAUAACAGAUUAUGCAGACUGCGUUACACGGACAAAAUUGCAAACUAAAAUGCAAAAAACAUUUGCUAUGUUGAAACCAAAUGUUAUUGAUAAAGUGGGUGAAUUAUUGAAACGAAUAAUUUCUUGCAAUUUUCACAUUGCAAACAUUAAAAUGAUUAAGCUAACUAAAGAAGAAGCAUCAGACCUUUGCAAAGAUGAAGAUAGUACUAAUAUAACGUACAUUGUAAAUUAUCUCACUUCUGGUCCAAUUGUGGCUUUAGAAUUAUUAGGUGAUAACGCGAUUACACGUUGGAUAGAAGUAAUAGGACCUGAAGAUAGUGAAGAAGCUCGGUCGAAAGCUCCAUCUUCGCUUAGAGCAUGUUAUGGUAAAGAUAAAAUUCAUAACGCGAUACAUGGCUCUGAAAACGAGGAAGCUGCAGAAAAAGAACUGCAAUUUUUCUUUCCUAGUCCAAAAAGUGGAAAGAAGGGACCACCUAAUACAGCAACAUUAGAGAAUUGUACUUGUUGCAUUAUUAAACCUCAUGCUGUUCAAGCUAAAUUAGUUGGAGAUAUUAUUGACGAUAUACAGAAAGCUGGUUAUCUUAUUUCUGCAGUGCAACAAUUUCAUGUGAAUCCAUUUGAUGCAGAGGAAUUUUUAGAAGUUUACAAAGGAGUCCUUCCUGAUUAUGCGGCUAUGGUAGGAGAAUUGCAAUCAGGACCAUGCAUUGUUAUGGAAAUAAAGCAUCAAGACAAGAAGUUUGAUGUUCAAGAAGAAUUUAGAAAGCUUUGUGGUCCUAUGGAUCCAGAUAUUGCAAGACAAGUGAGACCAGAUACUCUUCGUGCAAAAUAUGGAAAAAACAAAGUACAAAAUGCUAUACAUUGUUCUGAUUUACCAGAAGAUGGAAUGCUGGAGGUGGAGUACUUUUUUAAGAUCCUUGAUAGCAGUUGAGUAUUAAGAAAAAAGAUUAAUCCUUUUUUACUUUUGUCAUUCCCGAUAUUUUAUAUACAAAAAAUAUCACCACGUUGCCUUACAUCAAUAUUAUUAAA
This is a messenger RNA of Megachile rotundata (alfalfa leafcutting bee), 2092 nucleotides long. Its product is annotated as nucleoside diphosphate kinase homolog 7-like. Gene Ontology annotation, biological process: UTP biosynthetic process; CTP biosynthetic process; GTP biosynthetic process. Lineage: Eukaryota; Metazoa; Arthropoda; Insecta; Hymenoptera; Megachilidae. Gene Ontology annotation, cellular component: centrosome; axonemal microtubule. The record is from RefSeq and is a predicted model, not a curated record. Gene Ontology annotation, molecular function: nucleoside diphosphate kinase activity; ATP binding.